This is a messenger RNA of Patiria miniata (bat star), 2414 nucleotides long. RefSeq names its product FAD synthase-like. Bases 57 to 1670 code for a protein of 537 amino acids. Gene Ontology annotation, molecular function: FMN adenylyltransferase activity. Gene Ontology annotation, biological process: FAD biosynthetic process. The record is from RefSeq and is a predicted model, not a curated record. NCBI's taxonomy places the organism in Eukaryota, Metazoa, Echinodermata, Asteroidea, Valvatida, Asterinidae. The transcript is spliced from 12 exons.
CGGCGAAUGCAUCGUUGAACCAGCCUGAUGUAACAAAACAUGCAUUUUGUAUCGUAAUGUAUUCGUUCGCUCGGCUUUUUAGACAAUCCGCCAGUUUGCGCCGCCUAACAGUGCUGUCAAACCAACUCCAAGCAGAUAGAAUGAGUGGACUUGCAAUGGCCAACAAUUCCAGGCAAACUGCUGGUAUUUUAAUUAUCGGAGACGAGAUCCUGAAAGGUCACACCCAGGACACAAACUCUUACUUCCUGUGCAAGGAGCUGUAUGACCUCGGGGUCAAAGUUGAAAGGGUCUUGGUCAUUGGUGAUGACCUACCAACCAUUGCAGAUGAGAUUGCCAAGUUCUCGUCCUCCUACACACACGUCUUGACGUCAGGGGGCAUUGGACCGACACAUGAUGACAUCACAUUUGAAGGGGUUGCCAAGGCAUUUGAUGAACCCAUCCACGCCCAUCCUGAGCUGGUCAAGCUUUGCAGACAUUACUUUGGCAAGGACAAAGAACUGGACUCGCCGGAAUUGAAAAUGGCUCAUGUUCCCAAGUCAGCGAGGUUGGUAUACGGAAUAAACCAAAAGACAGGCGAGCCCAACCCAUACCCACUGGUCUGUGUCCGCAAUGUUUACGUCUUCCCUGGAAUACCCAAGCUACUCAGGCGAGCGUUCAUGUCACUCAAGAAAGAGUUAUUCCAGCAUUUAGAAUCGUCAUUCCACAUGCGAGAGAUCUACAUGAACCGUUCAGAAAUGGACGUGGCAGAUAUUCUAAACAACUUCAAUGCUACGUACAAGGACACGGUGCUACUUGGUUCCUAUCCCGAAAUAGAUCACAGCUAUUUCAAAGUGAAGCUGACGUUAGAAACAAACAGCAAGGAAACGGUGGACAAAGCGCACAGAGAACUCCUUCAAAUGCUGCCAAAAGAAUUUAUCGUCAGUUAUGAAAAGGACCCAGCUGGCAACUCAGCUCAGCGGUUACAGCAGCUCCUGGUGGCCCCUGAAUCAGCACAGUUAGCGUGCUUCGUUGGCCCCUCAGUGAGGAUAAUUGAGGAGGCACUUGACAAGUAUCCACUGUCAUCCAUUUGUCUUGGUUUCAAUGGCGGGAAGGAUUGCACUGCGUUACUGCACCUCGUUUACGCUGUCAUAAAAAGGAAAUUUCCCAAGCAGGAGGAGCCUUUACAGAUUUUGUACGUCGACACCAAACGCUCGUUUCCAGAACUAGAGACGUUCAUCACAGAAUCAGUCCAAAGGUAUAAUUUGAAAGUCCUACGGGUGACGGGUCCUAUCAAGAAAGCCUUGGGAGUUCUCAAGCAGCAGAAUCCACAGAUACAAGCCGUCUUCAUGGGAACGAGGCAGUCUGACCCGUAUGCAGACAGUCUAGGUGCCUUCGCAAUGACAGACAGUGACUGGCCACAGUACAUGAGAGUCAACCCCAUGCUACAGUGGAGUUACCACGACGUCUGGGAAUUCCUGCGGACACUCUUUGUGCCUUACUGUCGAAUCUACGACAAAGGCUACACCUCCGUGGGCAGCAAGGAGGGUACUGACCCCAACCCCGCGCUCCGCUAUAUCAACAGCAGAGGGGAGGUGUGUUACCACCCGGCCUACAUGCUGCAAGACGGUACGGACGAGCGAACAGGACGAAAACGCUCCGUGAGCCAAAGUUUGGAUAACCAAACUCAGUGACGGAACUCAAACGUGGGCAUCGCCAGACUAAUUGGAUUGGGGGGGGGGGGGAGGAGGGGUUGCAGGUGUGACUACAAAUGUUGUUGACCGACCUCUCACAGCCUGGAAUGUACUGACUGUCAGAGAUUGGAAGUGGGUUGGACAUAAUCUGACUCGGGGGUGCUAUUGUAUCGACAACUGGCUGCAUCAUUUGAUCAUUUGUCUCUACAGCUAUGGGCUCCGUGCCCCAACAAGAGAGGGCGCCUUUUUAACUCUAUCCAGAGCAUGGAGGACAGCGUGAGCCAAGUUCGGGCAAGGACCAUUAGUCGACUAGUGCUUGAUUUGUGACGUACCUUACGCCUGCGCGCGGCUAUUGGUUACCAGCGAAGCAACCAGCCCCAGUAGGCUGGUUCCAAAUAGUCGACUAGCGUAGUCAACCACCGUCGACUUGUUCGGGCAAACGUUAGUUAACCAUUGGUCAACUAUAGUCCUUGCGCGAACUUGGCCUAGGACACACCCUGUGUGUGCAUACUGGUUCACGCAUGUAAAGCACACAUGACUAAUUUUACCCAGAAUGUGCACACAGCCAUAGCGUCUUCGCGUGAGCAUUAGGCAUGGUCUGCAAUGCAUUCGCAUGUCUCCCCCAGUGGUCUCCACCAACUCUCCCUUUCUUACCGUUGAGGGGGUACUUGUGCACGGAGCCCAUUGUCUAGGUCAUCAGCCUCUACAACUAUGUGGGAGCUGACCGUAUAUACGCAGCUGUAG